AUGGCUGACACCAAGGAGACCACCGAGCACAUCCACCAGACCAACUCAGAGAAUGGCGACCUGAAGGGCGCUAUUGCUGAAGUCAAGGUCAUCUCUGGUUCCGAAGCACUCGCAGAGGCCAAGCACAAGGAGCCCGUCGCACUCUUCACCCGUCAUGCCCUGGUGCUCUAUGUCUGUGCCAUCGUCGGCUUCUUCUGCUCUACUUGCAACGGGUUCGAUGGAUCCAUGUUCAAUUCUCUUCUCACGAACAACACCUUCAAGACCUACUACAAGGUGGACAGCACCGGUGCCUGGGCCGGUAUUGUCACCUCCAUGUACCAGAUUGGUGGUGUCGCCGCUCUUCCCUUUAUCGGUCCUGCCUGCGAUACCUGGGGCCGCAGGUACGGAAUGAUGAUCGGUGGUGCUAUUGCCAGCGCGGGUGUUAUCAUUCAGGCUACCACAAAGCCUGGCGAUAGCGCUGUUGGCCAGUUCAUGGGCGGUCGUUUGUUGCUCGGUUUCGGUGUGCCCAUCCUCACCACUGCUGGGCCUCUGCACGUUAUCGAGACAGCACACCCUGCUCACCGCGGUAUCAUCACUGGUCUCUACAACACUUUCUGGUUUGUCGGCUCUCUUCUUGCUGCUGGUGUCACUCGUGGCUCCGUCGAUCUUCCAGGCAACAUGAGCUGGACCGUACCCGUCUGGAUGCAGAUUCUCUUCCCCGCUUUGAUUCUCCUCCUGGCUUGGUUCCUCCCCGAAUCUCCUCGCUGGCUCUACACUCGCGGCAGGCACUCUGAGGCCAAGAAGGUCCUUGCCAAGUACCACGGACUUGGCAAGGAAGAGAGUGUCUGGGUCACCAUGCAGAUCAACGAGUACGAGGAAUACCUCAACAUGGACGGUGCCGACAAGCGCUGGUGGGAUUACAGCGCGCUGUUCAAGCACCGUGCUUCUCGCUACCGUCUUGCUUGUAACUGUACCGUGGCUAUCUUCGGUCAGUGGGCAGGUAACGGUGCAGUCGACUACUUCCUCGAUGGUGUCCUGGAAUCGGCCGGUAUCACUGAGCAGCUGAAGAAGAUGAACAUCAACCUGGGCAAGUCUUGCAUGCAAUUGACCUUCGCUGUCAUCGGUGCCUUUUUCGUUGACAAGCUCGGUCGCCGCCCUAUGCUCAUUGGUACAUUCUCCACCGUCAGCUUCAUUUGGAUCGCCGCCAUUGCCUCCGUCGCCGUCCAGACAAAGACCGGCGCCGACUCUGCUAGUAACGCAUUCAUCGCCUUCAUCUUCCUCUUCAACGCCGUCUUCGCCUUCGGUAUCACACCUCUCCAGGCUCUGUACCCCGUCGAGGUCUUGUCUUUCGAGAUGCGUGCCAAGGGCAUGGCUUUCUCAAACUUGUCCCUCACAACGGCUAUGUUGAUCAACCAGUUCGCGUACCCGAUCGCUUUGAAGAAUAUCCAGUGGAAGCUCUACAUCGUCUUCGUCAUCUGGUGCCCGAUUCAGGCUUUCGUUGUUUGGAUGUUCAUUCCCGAGACCAAGAACCGCACACUCGAGGAAAUCGACGAUAUCUUCAACAGCCCCAACCCCCGCAAGGCUUCGCUCAUCAAGAAGAAGGUUGCCACCGAUGCCAGCGGCAACAUCCUCGAGGUCGAGAAGAUCUAA
Messenger RNA from Macroventuria anomochaeta, 1629 nucleotides. RefSeq names its product lactose permease. Gene Ontology annotation, biological process: transmembrane transport; carbohydrate transport. The record is from RefSeq and is a predicted model, not a curated record. Lineage: Eukaryota; Fungi; Ascomycota; Dothideomycetes; Pleosporales; Didymellaceae. Bases 1 to 1629 code for a protein of 542 amino acids. Gene Ontology annotation, molecular function: carbohydrate:proton symporter activity. The transcript is spliced from 5 exons. Gene Ontology annotation, cellular component: membrane.